CACAGCAGGCGCUGACACACUCCAACACACUCAGCUAGCCACUCUGCUAGCUAGCUGCCACACAUACACACACACACAUACACAUACACACACCUAUCAGGACUCCAGGAAGCUAAUAAGUGAGCCACCCCCUCCCUUGAUAUUUCAGACAUGGAUUUGAACAGGAUCUUGUCGCAGCUGGACACUGACAGCGAGGAGGGCAUCGAAAAGCUUUUGCAGCAGUACAACCGAGAGAAUAGUCACACCUUUACCUUUGACCCAAAAGAGGAGAGUCUGCGAAGUAAGCUGUGUCAAAGUCUCCUGACGGUGCUCGGGAGGCAGGUCCAGCCAUGCUGUCAGAGGACCUGUCUGGAGACACUUCGGAUCCUGUCCCGGGACAAGCGCGUCCUGGGACCCGUGGCCACCAAGGAAGGCAUGCUCGUCCUGGCUCAGCUGGCCAAGCUGCACGGGGGUGGCGAGGAGGAUGAGGAGGAAGGAGGUGACAUCAGGAACGGCCUUCAGAAAGACACACAGGCGGAGGAGGAGGAGAGGGUGGUGGUGGAGGCCUUGAAGUGCCUAUGCAACGUGGUGUUCAACAGUGUUGCGGCUCAGCAGGUCGGGGCAGACGUGGAGCUGGCACGGGGACUGUGUGCACGUCUGCACGCCGUCCGCACGGGGCGCCACGAGGUGGGCCUGUUCUCACUGCGCCUGCUCUUCCUGCUGUCUGCCCUGCGGCCUGACGUGAGAGGGGGCUUGCGGAGAGAGCUGCAUGCGGUGAGGCUGCUGACGGAGGUGCUGGAGCACACACUGGACGUGCGCUGGGUGGGUCCAUAUGAAGCUGCGCCUCCAGAUCUGCAGGCCCUACCCGUCCCUGCAGAGGACAACGAGCGAGCCAUGGAAGCACUGAAAACCUUGUUCAACCUCACACUGUCAGAUGCUGGUGAUGAGGAUGGUGACCACCAGCUCCGCCUCAUCGCUGCCAUCAUGCGUCAUCUGUUGAUGCUAAAGACUGAGACAGAGGAGAAAACAGAGGAAGCUCACAGCCAUGCUGUUAACCUGCUAAGUAACCUGCCUGUGUCCUGCCUGGACGUGUUAAUCAACGUGCCUGUCCAGGGCGGCCUGGAGGAGUACGGUGGGAAAAAUAUGGACACGGUACAAGUGCUGCUAGACUUCAUGGAGAAAAGAAUAGACAAGGGUUCGAACUACAAGGAGGGCCUGACACCAGUACUCAGCCUUUUGACUGAGGGAUCAAGACACCACAGGGAGAUACGCAGAUAUAUCAAAGCUCAGGUGCUUCCGCCGCUGAAAGAUGUGAAGAUCAGGCCAGAGAUCGGCACCACCAUCAGAAACAAGCUGGUCCGCCUCAUGACCCACGUAGACAUGGGCGUAAAGCAGAGCGCUGCGGAGUUUCUCUUCGUCCUGUGCAAAGAGAGCGUGGACAACUUGUUGAAGUACACAGGGUACGGAAACGCAGCAGGACUCCUGGUGGCCAGAGGACUCCUGGCAGGAGGGAGAGGGGAGACUCAGUACUCUGAAGAUGAAGACUCAGACACAGAGGAAUACAAAUCUGCUAAACCCUUCAUCAACCCAAUCACAGGCCACGUGGAAGAGCCCAUGCCAAACCCCAUAGAGGAGAUGACAGAGGAGCAGAAGGAGUAUGAAGCCCAGAAACUCGUCAGCAUGUUUGACAAGUUGUCAAGGCAGAACCUGAUCCGGCCCAUGGGGGUCAGGAAGGACGGGACGCUAGCACCCCUCGACGAGGCUCUGUGUCAGCCGCCAGAAGACAGCUCAGGAUCAGACUCUGACUAGUGCACUUCACAUUUAGGCCAUCUUUUCCAGGCAAACGCCCACUGGGCCACAACACAAAUACGUUCCGCAGGAAACUGUAGGGGCCGCGUCACGCCCAUAAGCCAUUCUCUAAAGCGGAGCUGGACUUGACACGAGGCAGGAAAACUUUCAAAUGGCACCAUUUUGCAUAGGAGUCUAACUUGAUUACUACUAUUUCUCAAUGAUUUUUUUUCCAUAUCACACUUUUUUCUCUCUCCCCCCCCCCCAAUACUUCCUUAAUUUGUGAAAAUGGAAAUACGGUAGAAAAUCAUUUGGACUGGAUCAUAUAUAUAUCUCACUGAAAGCACUGUUUGACAGAAGUGCAAUUGAGUCUAAAUCAGAAAUCAUUCCUAACCUGUGCUUAUGAUUUUCUUUGUUUCUGUUCACGUUAAACGAUGAAACGAUGAAAUUGUCCACUAUUUGUUUUGACACAUGGUACAAAUGCACAUUAAAACAUGAGAUCAUACUGCGUGCUGUAAACAGUGAAGCUACUCCUUGUUUAAAGUGUGAGGGUCUGUCACCGUGAACCGAGAGACUGAGGUAUCUUGGGCAAGGAGACUUCUUUGGCCUUUUCAACUGCAACCGCCUUUUGCUGAUCACUAUUAUAAAAUAGUAGUUACUGAACACCAUCACUUAAUUAAAAGGCCUUCACCAAAGCUGUUAAGUGUAUCAUUUGUUUCAUUCAACAUCAGAACUUUUAAAUGGAGAGAUUCUACGUUUUCCUGUGGUGGCUGAAUAGUAUUUGGAUUGUUUCUGCCUUACCCCCAUUGUGGAUCCUUGACAAAGAAAUGUGUGAAAUGAAAUGACUGUUUUCUAUUAAUGUACGUUUUUGUCCUUUUGCCAGUUCUGCAUGGUGUUAAAAUCAGUUCACAGAAAUGUAUAUGAUUUUUUUUUUUCUAUAUUGAAAACUGCUGAUUUUAUAUAAAUCCACAGGUGAGGUGUAUUUAUAGAUUCAAAUGACGGUUCCUUGAAAUGUAUUGUUAUAAUUUGAUCAUGUGUAAAGGCUGCCAGUUCUCCUGCUGAAGAAAUCUGCAUGGUUGGGUAUGACUUAAACAGAAUUGGUUCCUAGAGUGUACGUUGCCUUGCUUUGGAUUAUUUAUAAAUUGUUUAAAAAAAAAUGUUCAUUGCCAACUACACUACCAGAAAUUUGCCUGAAUAUGACUUUGUUACAGAGACACCCUGGUAAUAGGGAUGAACUAUAAGCACACGUUUAACCUAACUUGUAAAUGACCACUAUUGCCUACUCACACAAACUUAAUUCAAUAAAUAGAAACGCAAAAUAGGGUUAAUUUCCUCUUGCAGUCAGAUUCAUAAAGGCACAAAAGAUCCAACUCUAAACCUGUUGAGGUACAGAUCUGAACAUCUUGUAGCUAAUCAGAUUUCCCCCCCUUGUGACACAGUUAAAUUCAUGUUUACUGUGCCUCUAUGUAAAUGCAACCCUUAGUUGUUGUUUUUUUUGUUUGUUUUUUGCACAAUAAAUUCACGUAAUGCAUGUUGA
This is a messenger RNA of Myripristis murdjan (pinecone soldierfish), 3304 nucleotides long. RefSeq names its product RIC8 guanine nucleotide exchange factor B (gene ric8b). The transcript has 10 exons. NCBI's taxonomy places the organism in Eukaryota, Metazoa, Chordata, Actinopteri, Holocentriformes, Holocentridae. Bases 151 to 1788 code for a protein of 545 amino acids. Gene Ontology annotation, cellular component: plasma membrane; cytoplasm. The record is from RefSeq and is a predicted model, not a curated record. Gene Ontology annotation, biological process: G protein-coupled receptor signaling pathway. Gene Ontology annotation, molecular function: G-protein alpha-subunit binding; guanyl-nucleotide exchange factor activity.